GCUCAACAGUUCAUUUGUUUUGUGGAAAAACAGCAACGAAGGCGGCAGCCAGAACUGACUCUGAGAAAUGGAGAGCUACGCAGCCUCCUUCGCUCUACGCCCCAACGCCUAUUCCCCUCAUCCUCGUAUCGCCCAUGGCGGCGGUUCCAUUGGGAUGCUUCCUCCCAAAAAAAAGCUCUUUUCGCCUCAGCCUCUUUCUCUUCCGCUGCAGAAGCAAUCGCAGUUAGGUUAUUUCAAUUACCAAAGCAAUGUGAAUGUUAGUCCUCUUCGCGUAGCCUCUCCUGCCAGCGAUGUAGCGUCGGAAGUAGGGGAUAUUGAUUGGGACAACCUUGGUUUUGGAUUAAUACCGACUGAUUUUAUGUACAUCAUGAAGUCCUCCCAAGGUAGAGCCUUCUCCAAAGGUGAAUUAAAGAGAUUUGGGAACAUUGAGUUGAGUCCAUCUGCAGGCAUUUUGAAUUACGGUCAGGGACUGUUUGAAGGUUUAAAAGCUUAUCAAAAACAAGAUGGUUCUAUCUUACUAUUUCGUCCCGAGGAAAAUGCACUUAGGCUCAGGAUGGGCGCUGAGCGAAUGUGCAUGCCGGCUCCGACAGUGCAGCAGUUUUUGGAUGCUGUACAGUACACUGUUGUGGCAAAUAGGAGAUGGAUUCCGCCACAUGGUAAGGGUUCUUUGUAUAUUAGGCCUUUGCUUAUGGGGAGUGGACCAGUUCUGGGCCUUGCACCGGCUCCUGAAUACACUUUUUUGGUUUAUGUUUCUCCGGUGGGGAACUAUUUCAAGGAAGGUUUGGCACCAAUAAAUUUGGUGGUUGAGACUGAAAUGCAUCGAGCAGCUCCUGGCGGCACUGGUGGAGUAAAGACUAUCGGAAACUAUGCUGCAGUAUUACAGGCGCAGGGUGCUGCAAAAGCAAAAGGCUUUUCCGAUGUUCUAUAUCUAGAUAGUGUCCAUAAACGAUACUUGGAAGAAGUCUCCUCCUGCAAUGUGUUCAUUGUAAAGGGUAAUGUGAUAUCCACUCCUGCAAUAAAAGGGACCAUCCUACCAGGAAUCACUCGGAAGAGCAUAAUCGAAGUGGCUCUUAGUCAAGGAUUCGAGGUCGAAGAACGGCUAGUGACAGUAGAUGAAUUGCUCGAUGCAGAUGAAGUGUUCUGCACAGGAACGGCUGUCGUGGUUUCACCUGUUGGCAGUGUGACAUACCUCAAUAAAAGGGUGACUUACGGAAACAAUGGGGUCGGGCGCGUGUCGCAACAACUCUAUUCGGCCCUUACCAGCCUGCAGAUGGGGCUUGCUGUGGAUGAGAAAAACUGGAUACAUGAGAUCCAGAAAAUAAGGUAAUUUUAUCAGUUUUGAUUCAUCUGUCUGUGUCUUGAUCUUGCAUUCUAGCAUUGCAACUUUGUUGCUAUUUUCUCUCUCUCUCUCUCUCUCUCUCUCUCUCUCUCUCUCUAUAAUUUAAGUUCUCCACGCUGCAAACUGGUCGGUCUGCUUUCUUCCUUCAUCAUGAUUCGAAUAAAAUUAGUGUCUUGUCUUGGUUAGGAUAGAGGAGGAGAAAACUCUAUGGUUCUUUUCUCACUCUGCUUUUGCAAAUCUAUUUUGUUCAUCUUGGUUUCAUCAUGUGUAAGUUUAUACAUUACAUACAAUAUAUAAACGAACAAUAUAUGACAA
Molecule: messenger RNA, 1654 nt
Organism: Andrographis paniculata
Lineage: Eukaryota; Viridiplantae; Streptophyta; Magnoliopsida; Lamiales; Acanthaceae
Product: branched-chain amino acid aminotransferase 2, chloroplastic-like
Exons: 10
Coding region: 68-1327 (419 amino acids)
Biological process (GO): branched-chain amino acid metabolic process
Cellular component (GO): chloroplast
Molecular function (GO): branched-chain-amino-acid:2-oxoglutarate transaminase activity
Source: RefSeq, a predicted model, not a curated record